Molecule: messenger RNA, 4128 nt
Organism: Anolis carolinensis (green anole)
Lineage: Eukaryota; Metazoa; Chordata; Lepidosauria; Squamata; Anolidae
Product: guanylate cyclase soluble subunit beta-2
Exons: 16
Coding region: 299-2632 (777 amino acids)
Biological process (GO): response to oxygen levels; cGMP biosynthetic process
Cellular component (GO): guanylate cyclase complex, soluble
Molecular function (GO): guanylate cyclase activity; heme binding
Source: RefSeq, a predicted model, not a curated record
GUAACUGGACCCCGAGAAAGAGUCGGAUCCCAAAGAGCGGAAGGCGCUCGGUCGUGGCCGAUCUCACCUUACAGCCGACAGCAGCCCUGGAGGGCGCGGGUGGGAGGCUGAACCUUGUGGGCUGGAAGCAUGCCGAGCAGAUUCCUGAGCCCUUCCUUCCUAAAGGUCUGCAGAAAAGAGCUGGUCCGUAGUUUCCCCUAAGUAGCUCCGCGAAGGAUGGGGUUUGCCGCUCUUUAAAGCGAGGAUCUUGGGCACCGCACCAUGUUGUACCAUUGGCUUCUUUGAGUCAUGCGCCAGAAUGUAUGGCUUCAUAAAUACAUGCCUGAAGUCUCUGGUGGUUGAAAAGUAUGGUGAAGAGAUAUGGGAAAAACUAAGAGUUCAAACUGGAGUAGAGGAUACUUUUUUGACUUUUGAAGUUUACAGAGAUGAAAUCACAAUGCAACUCAUUGACAAAGCAUGCAAAAUUCUGGAUGUUCCCCCAGAUAUGGUCCUGAAGCAGUUUGGAGAAUAUUUCUUUGAAUUCUGUAAGCGGUCAGGUUAUGACCAUAUGCUGAGAACUCUGGGAGGAAAUCUCUAUGAAUUUAUAGAGAAUUUGGAUGCUCUGCAUAGUUAUCUGAGUUUAUCUUACCAGAAAAUGAAUGCCCCCUCAUUUAGGGUGGAAAAGAAUGGAGACGGGUCAAUGCAUUUGCAUUAUUAUUCAGACAGACGAGGCUUGUGCCACAUUGUUCCAGGCAUAAUUGGUGCAGCGGCCUUGGAUUUUUUCAACAUUGAAAUUUCCAUGGAAAUAGUAAACCAAACAGAAGAAGAAGAAAGAACUGGAAAAAAGGAACAUAUUGUUUUCCUAGUAACACAAAAACCUGUGUUUUCAUACAAAAGGAGAAAUAGGUUCUCUACCUCUCCACAAUACCUUUCAAGUUCAGGAACCCAGCUGGAGAAACAGCUAAAUAAAGAGGAUCUUGAUAGAGCCAUGAAUAAAAUCAGAGAUAAAACAAAUCUCCUUUCUCCCUGUCCUGUGAAGAAAAGUCACUGGGAAACAAUCCGAGGAAUUGUAACAAUAGGAAAAGGACGGCUUCUUAGGGCAUUUGAUCCUGUCUACCCUAAAACCCUCUGGAUUGAUCCAAAGACAUUCUGCAAUGGGCUUCCUUUCCAUAUUGUUUUUGAUGAAGAGCUGAAAGUAAAGCAGGCUGGAAUCAGCAUUCAAAAGAUUGUUCCUGGCCUUCAAACUAUGGGCAUUCGUCUUAAUCAGUACUUCAGUAUUGUACGCCCUGAAGUGAAAUUCACCAUCUCCAGUGUUCAGAAAUUUAUCAACAGCCAAUUUGUUUUCCGAACUAAGAGAGAGAUGAUGCCAGAAUCCUGGAAGCAGCGUCCAAUGUUAGAGCUGAGAGGACAGAUGAUCUGGAUGGAGUCUGUCCAGUGUAUGCUGUACCUCUGCUCCCCUCUCCUACGCACAUUGCAUGAGCUGGAAGAGCGGCACAUGCACAUUGCGGACAUUGCUCCCCAUGAUGUCACCAGAGAUCUGAUCCUUCUCAACCAACAGCGGCUGGCUGAGAUGGAGCUGUCCAGUCAACUUGAGAGGAAGAAAGAGGAACUGAGGAUCCUGUCAAAGCAUCUUGAGGAAGAGAAGAAAAAGACGGAAGCCCUUCUCUAUGCCAUGCUCCCUAAGCAUGUGGCCAACCAGCUCAAAGAAGGGAAACGAGUCGAGGCAGGAGAGUUCAAAGAGUGCACAAUAUUAUUCAGUGAUGUCGUAACUUUCACCAACAUUUGUGCUCAGUGUGAACCUAUUCAAAUAGUACUCAUGUUAAAUGAAAUGUAUCUACGAUUUGACAGGCUGACCACCGUGCAUGAUGUCUAUAAGGUGGAGACUAUAGGGGAUGCCUACAUGGUGGUUGGCGGUGUCCCUGUGCCUGUAUCAACACAUGCUGAAAGGGUUGCCAACUUUGCUCUAGGAAUGAUCAUAGCAGCCAAAGACAUCAAGAACCCAGUUUCUGGAUGUCCCAUUCAAAUCAGAGUUGGGAUCCACACCGGGCCUGUUCUUGCUGGUGUUGUUGGAGAAAAAAUGCCACGCUAUUGUUUAUUUGGAGACACUGUAAAUAUAGCAUCCCGAAUGGAAAGCCAUGGAGUUCCUAACAAAAUUCAUCUGAGUGCCAAUGUUUAUCAGUGCUUAAAGCACAAGAAUUUUGAGAUGAUGGAAAGAGGAGAAAUUGAUGUGAAGGGCAAAGGGAAAAUGCACACUUACUUCCUGGUUCAAAAUACAACUGCAACAGAGAAUGAAAUUAUGGGGAGGUCAGUCAGGGCACCUGAUGUCAGCCACAAAUCUGCUCAACUGUUUCAGGAAUGCAGAGCUGACGAAUUUCAGAAGUUGUAUCCUCAAGAUAUACAGCCAAAUUCAAAUGAAGAAUUGCUUCCUAUCAUAGCAAUGAAAUAUGCAGACACCAACAUUGAAGAAAAGAAUGAAACAAGAACAAAGGAUUUAGCAGUCAAAACAUUUGAUGCUGAAUCCUACGCAAGUCUUCAGGGUGACCAGCUGUCAGACAAAGAGCCCCAUCCUCAUCAUAUGCAAGGAAGAAGCAGACCAGCAGCAGAAACACCACGGAUCAGGAACAUCAGAUCCAAUUUCUGCACUAUGCUUUAAACAGCUCUUGAAUUUUCAAACUGAAGGGUGGGAGUGUGUUCUGUGAUGUUGUAUUUUGCUGUUCCUCUCUUGGGGUCUUGAUUUUGUGUAAAAAGUAGUACAGCAUGUGCUCCCGAUAUUGAAAUAUUUUGAAAUCACCGGUAGCAAUAAUGAAAGAAAGGCUGGCAUUUUGACCAUCAGUGUUGACUCGUCUUAUGUGUAUGAACUUGGCACAUCUAGUUGUGUGUGAGAGAAGGAGGCCUGUCCUCUACAUGUCAGCGUAUUUUAAUAGGUUGGUUGUCUUAUCCCAAAGUGUGUCAACAUUUCAGGAAAGCAUGAUUGGAUGCUUUCAGGACAACAGUGCAUAUGAGCUUGGUUAUGGCUUCUCCUGUACCACUAGCCUCUAGACCCUGACCCCUCCCCGGACACUUCCACACAGCCAUAUAGCCCAGAAUAUCAAGGCAGAUAAUCUACAAUAUCUGCUUUGAACUGGGUUAUAUGUGUCCACACUGCCAUAUAACCCAGUUCAAAGCAGAUAAUGUGGGAGUUUAUACAGCUGUGCGGAAGGGGCCUCCGUGACAAGUGAAGAAAAUAUUUCAGUCAGAAUCCUUUGGGGCUUUUUGCUGAAGUAACCAGGACCUGUGUUAGGAUGAUUUUUUUUCCUGAUGUUCUGUAAGGAAGUAUUUCUGUACCUUCUCAUACGAUGGUUUUCCCAGGCUGCAAAAUGGCUGCUGGAGAGUGCCCAGGUACAGCUCCCAAAUAGCAACUGGUUGGCCAAAGGAUGGGUGGGUGUGCCUGCCAUCCACUAUUUCCCCCCAAACAUUUACAUUAGGAUGGAUCAACUUUAAGAUCCCCCAGCUUCAAUUAGGAUCUUGGUCUCAGUGUAGAUCAGCAAUUUGUCAACAGUUUCUCUUCUUAUACCUUUAUACCAAAAAAACCAAAAUAUAGAGCCCUAUGCGUAUUAUAUUUCAGGAAGAAAAUCAGUUCAGGAAAUAAAGAGCAAAUAGUUUCCAUUUUUUCCUAAGUCCUUCACUAAGCCUUGAACCACCUACAGCAAUUUUGUAUGAUAAUGGAAACUGAGGUGUGGAGAUAGAAAGAGAACUAUAAAUAACUGUGGUUCAUCUUGAACGGUGGUUCUCAACCUGUGGGUCCCCAGAUGUUUUGCCCUUCAACUCCCAGAAACCUAACAGCUGAUAAACUGGCUGGGAUUUCUGGGAGUUGCAGGCUUAAGCACCUGGGGACCCACAGGUUGAGAAACACUGAUCAAUAGAAGGUCAAUAGAUUGUUUGCAUCCACAGCUGUUUAACAUCUUAGUUUUAACCAAUGUCAGUAAAAGUUAUGGAAGACCAGCAGCCCUAGCUGCAUUGUGUAAAUGACUGGAUGGGAUUAGUGUAGAUCCCAACAAGUUUCAGUAUAUACAGGUAUGGUCUUCUUAUCUGUAUGAAUGUCACUGUGAAUGCACCUUCAUGGUGUAUGUAUCAUUUAUAUUUGGGCAAUAAAUGUUUUAUAUGAAAUUG